Messenger RNA from Linnemannia hyalina, 2115 nucleotides. NCBI's taxonomy places the organism in Eukaryota, Fungi, Mortierellomycota, Mortierellomycetes, Mortierellales, Mortierellaceae. The record is from the annotation of a GenBank genome assembly.
AUGAACAAUCAUCAAGACACCGCCAAGGAUGUCCCCGACCUGGGCGAAGCAACAGGAUCCACCUCCGGCCCCAACGCCGACCACAUCGAGCCUGACGCGAAACCCACCACCGAAAAAGGCCCCACAAAACGCGCAACACUCACGGAAUCGCAGAAAUACGCCGUCUGCGCAUACAUGCAAGACCAGUACACCACCCAUUCUACCCACCUCACCAACAAAGCCGUCGUCCAAUACAUCGAAUCCCAUUACGGUCUCAAGGUGAAUGAAUCUACGGUGUCGAGGUUGAGGGCACAGUCGACGACGAGGUUGGCGCAGGGGGUUACUAACCCGGCGUUGAAGCGGCAUAGGGCGGUUAUGUUCCCCGAGUUGGAGGCCAAGUUGGUCGAGUUUGUCAAGGGGGUUGGACAGGGGCAGAGACAGAGGCAGGGGCAACAGCACGGCGGAGGAGUAGAAAACGAGGGGCAGGAAGGUGGAGGAGGAGGGGGGUUGCCGGAUUCAGUGAUUUUGGCGAAGGCGAAGGAGUUGGGGAGGGAGUUGGGGGUUGAUCAAGAGGCGUUGAGGUUCUCGGAUGGGUGGCUGUUCAAGUUCAAGUUGCGCCAUGGUAUGAGACCUGCCUCUGGAACGACGACGACAACGGCGUCUUCUAAUUCUCUUUCGACGGCAGGAGCAGGGACGGCGGUAUCAGGGGCAGGAGCGAUUGUGGGAGGUUCAGGAACAGGAACAGGGUUUUCUCCGCGUGCGCCUGUAGUGGUGCCAACAGUGGCAGUGGCGUCAGGAUCUGCUAUUCCAGAACCACAGCAACAGCAGGAACAAGGGCAGGAGCAGAAGCCGGCGAGGGCGACGCGGUCAAAGGCCAAGAAACAGCGCAUCGAUGAUGCUUCAGAGAGCAGCCUGGGCGGGACUUCUGGUAAUGUCGAGGGUUUGGAUAUUGGGGGCAUCAACAUCGAGGAGGCCGCACCAGUAGCAGUAUCAACAACCAAGGCCCGGAGGAAAAGCACUCGAAAAGGAACAGGAGCUCUUGUGGAAGAUACGACGACAGCAGUGGCGGUGGAGGAUCAUACAGAAGUAGUGUCUGCUCGUGGUCGUCGUAAGGCAGGAGCUUCAUCACGGCACAGGGAUUCAUUAUCGACUUCCAAUGAGCAGCACCAGCAGCAGGAGUUGUUGGAUAUGGGUCUGGACAUGGAUUUGGAUUCGCAUAUGGGGAUUGAACCAGAUUUGGAUGUUGAUGAGGCCAGUAUGGAGCAGCACUUGUCUGCAGCAGCGGCGGUUCGACAACAUCAUCAACAACUUAUGCAUUCUGCCAGUGGUUCUGCAUCUGGAGGAAGUUCUGACGCGGUCUCUUGUCCGGUCAUGCAGAUGGAGAUACUGUCCAAGGUCUAUGGAACUGGAUCCUCGAUAGCUAUAACGCCUGUGGAGCAGCAUCAGCAGGAGCAGCUUCAGCGACAACAGCAGCAAACGCGGCAGCGGAUGACACGCCAGCAGCAACAGCAGCAACAACAACAACAGCAGCAGACUGCAAAUGACUUGAUGGCGGGUCUUACAUUCAACAAUAUGAGCAAGAAUCACAAGUCGGCCGUGCCUGCUCACAACACUGGUGGAAUAGAUACUGCAGGACACUCCAUCCAGGCGACGACCGCAACGGCAGGCAGUAUGUCUAUGGGCGCCGCCAUGUCGAUGGCAGCUUCGACAGCAGUGCCAGCUGCACAAUCCCCACUUGCCGGGUUGGGAUUGACAGGAGCGACACCUGCAGUCGGCGUUAUCGGAUCUCCUCCCACCGCCCCUCAUCAACAUCAGCACCUCCAACACCUCCAACAACAACAACAGGCGCAGACACAGGGACACCCAGUCCGGAUCCCUCCACCCAAGACGGCGUCCAGGGCAGCACUGUCGUUGAGUAUCGUCGACCCGGUUGCGGCGGCGUUCCAGCCUGAUCCGACGAUUGAUUUUGAUGAAGCGUCGCAGUGUGUGUACACGUUGAGACUUUUCAUGCAGCAGCAAAGUUUUAGCAGGAACCAAGUCGAUCAGCUGCAUGCGAUUUAUUUGACCCUGGAUUUAAAGCGCAAGGAGAGGGCCCAACAGCAACAGCAACAGCAACAGCAGCAGAUGAAGGAGUAA